This is a messenger RNA of Yamadazyma jaroonii, 1488 nucleotides long. Lineage: Eukaryota; Fungi; Ascomycota; Pichiomycetes; Serinales; Debaryomycetaceae. The record is from the annotation of a GenBank genome assembly.
AUGUCAGAAAUUCUGAUACUAACGACGAAGCAAAAGACAGAAUUACAUAAAGCCAUCUUACAGUAUGUGGAGCCACUACUAAAAGAUUCAGGAAACGAAGAAACGAUACUGAAAUUGAAUGAAAUUCUAGAGAUUGAUCAUGGUUCUCUUAAUAGUAUAAUACCUAAUUAUUUAGAAAAGAAAUGGUCUACAGUUCUAAGGUUACAGAAAAGAAUAUUGGAUUUAGAAAAUGACUUAAGCAAUUUAAAGUCAUCCAUGGAAGUUCAUGAAGUUCAAGAAAUCGUCAAUGCAAAAGGAAAAAUAAAUUGGAUACCAGCAUCAGUUAAACAAACAUUCAAAACCCAAACAAACCAACAAAUUACUACGGUUUCCAUGCAUCCUUUUCUUCCUAUAAUUGUCAGUGGAUGUUCUGAUGGUACAAUAAUAGUAUGGAAUCUUGCUGUAGAUGAUACGACACCAGAGAAAAUAAUCAAAGCUCAUACAAGAAGCGUAAACAGAAUAGUCUGGAGUAAGAAGCCAUUGGAUUUGACUGAUAAUGGAACCUUAGAAUAUUAUUUUGCAUCUUGCUCAUCUGAUUUGUCUGUAAGAGUUUGGAAUGGCUCAUCAUAUAAACAGGUGAGAUCUUUAAUGGGUCACGAACAUACAGUAUCAUCUUUAUCUUUUUCAUCAAGCAACAACAAAAUUUUAUAUUCCGUCUCCAGAGACAAAACAAUAAAAGCUUGGGAUAUUGUCAAUGCAAAUUGUAUUAAGACGUUUGUUGGACAUAGUGAUUGGGUAAGAAAUCUCGAUACUGUAAGUUCACCAAAUUCAUCGUUUGGAGAUUUUGUAAUUUCUUGCUCAAAUGAUCAAUCUAUAAGAAUCUCCCACGCUGAAUCAGGGAAUGGGGUUUCUUUAUUGAUUGGACAUGGUCAUGUUGUUGAAGAUGCUAAGUUUUUACCUCUUCAUUCUAACAAGUAUAUCGAUAAAUUCAUUGAAAAAUACAAUCAAAGAUUUCAAAAUAUUCCCUCAUUUUUGAUGGAGGAAUCGAUAUACGAGGAGUCUUUAGGAUACAAAUAUUGUAUUUCAGCAGGACGUGACAAUUCGGUAAAGCUUUGGUUGUUACCACCACCUUCCACCCAACCACAUAGACCCCCAAUGCCUUCAUCAUAUAAUAAUUCACAAGGUUGGUUAGUAGAUAAUUUACUUGGCCACACAUCUUGGGUCAGGAGUUUGGUGGUACACCCUAACGGAAGAUUUAUUUUCAGUGCUAGUGAUGAUAAAACCAUUAAAGUUUGGGACUUAGAUUCUUUGGUUACCGAAGGUAAAGCCAAAUGUAUCAGAACAUUGACAGGGCACGAAGGUUUUGUUAAUUGUAUUGAUUUUGCCAGUUUCGAAGAAGAUAACAAAACCCCAUUAACAGGAGAAGAGCUACUCAAACAUAUAGAAUCUAAAAUGAGAUGCUUGUUUAUAAGUGGGGGUGUGGAUAAUAGUGUAAAAUUAUGGAAAUGA